AUGGCAGCCCCGGGACGGCCAGGCCGCGCCUCCUCCCUCGGCCCCACUGCGCCCUCGCGGGGCGGCGCCGCACAAGGAGGCCGGCCCGGCCCAGGGAAGCAGCGGCUGCGGCCGCCUCCAAACCACAUGGGGCCUGCCUGGGCAUCCCCCGGAAUCGACAUCUGCGCACCAAGCCCAGUCAGCCUCUCUUGGCAGGCAAAGAGCGGUGCGUGCGACAUGAAUGGAGGACAUGUCGUAGAGAUGAGUGUCCGACGGCCUCUUAUUGGUCCGGCCGAGUCGAGGCGCCGUUUGAAAUCGUGCAGCGUCGUUGAGGCUUUGCCUUUGGAGGAACGAGCGGUCGGCAGAAUGAGUCUGCAAACUGCUGAUGUCGAAAAUAUUGGAAAUGGUUCUUUUGCAGAAACUUUUGAUUUCCUUUUUCCACCUUCAGAGGCCACCGGCAGGUCUUCCAUUCUUUGCCCUUCGCAGAAAGAAAAUGUGCCACCCAAGGGUUUAGUGAAGAAUGUCAAGGUAACUUUUCAAACUCCAGUACGGGAUCUUCAGACUUGCAGGAUUCUGAGUCCAGAUGCGAGGAAAAAAACUGAAGUGCAUCCUCUAAUCAAAGACUAUGCAGAGGCUCUGGAGGAUUUUGACUUGCCUAUACCCAGUUCUGUGUGUCAAAAAACUGUUGAGUUAGAUACCGCUGCUGAUACAAAGGACAACUAUUCGGAAAUCAUUACCUUCCAAGCAGGGGCCUCAGAGCCGCCAAAUUCUCCAGUUGUAAACAAAACCUUGCAAGAAAAUGAGAAAGAUGCCAAUACUUCAAAACUGGAAUCAAUAAAAUCUGAGUUUGUUGGGACACCUUCGGUCAAAUUAUCUCCAGGAAAACUAAGUGAGAGAGUGGAUAUAAAGACCCCAUCCCAGAAGCCAGAUUCAAAUAACAAGGAUGUGCUGGACAAGACUGAGGGGGAAAGCAAGACUGGGACAGAGGAGAGUUUAAUCCGCAAGGCAUCUUCACAUUUAGAUGAGGAUAUUUCUGGUGAUCCUGACUUGAUGCUGCUGGGUGGUUGCAAAAUUCAGAAUUCUGCUGAGAAGUCUUUGCUUCGUAUUGAGAGAACAAAUGUUAGAGAGAACAACAUCCCAGCAAAAGCAGAACUUUCUCCAAUACAGCAGUAUAGUUCUCCAGAUGAAUCUGAAGCUGUAGAUAUGCCACCUGAGCCACAGGGAAAGACAGAGCAGUUGGUAACUGAAAACCAAGCUCUGGCUGAAGCAGAAACUCAGUCUGAGCCUUCAAAGGAGCAGGAGGUGAACCAAAGUGCCUCCUUGGGUGAUGGUGAUGCAUCAUUAAGAAAGAAUCACUUAAUGUCUAAAACUUCUUGUGGAAUUUCUGAAAUGGCUGUGAAUCCAGGAAAUGAGUUCAGGUCACCCAGAGAAAUUCUAGGAAUGAACAUGGAGCUGGACUACUUGGAACAAUUUGGUGUGGCCUCGUUCAAGGAAUCUGCUUGGAGGAAGCAGUCUCUCUAUUUGAAAUUUGAUCCUCUGCUCACUGAAAGUCCCAAGAAAAUUGGUUCUCCAAAAGUUGCAGCUGUACCUCCAGUUCCAGCUUUAUCGGAACAGUGUACUGAAAUACCUCCUCAUGAAAUAAGAACUCCUAAAAUCAACAAGAAGCUAUUAGAAAUGAACCUUCUAGGAACACCCCUAGGCCUGGCUGAAGCGUCUCUAGACAUCCCAAUCUCCAAUGAUCUUUCCCAGUUCUCUUGUGCUCCUGUGCCUACUGAAGCUAUUAUAGAUGUGUUGAAAUAUAGCCAGAAAGACAUGGAUGCCGCUGUGGAAAAGAUGGAUGCAGCUGUUCAAAAGCUUACUUCGGAGGUGCAAGAAAAACAGAGUGAAGUUUUGGAGUGGAAGGCAAAGUAUGACAAAAUGUCCAUUGAAACGCAAGAAAUGAGAAAAAUACUUGUGGGAUUUGAAGGCACCAUAACGCAAAUACUGGAGGAUUCUGAAAACCAAAAGGAGCAUGCCAAAAAAGAACUGCAGAAAGUACUAGGUGAAAAACAGCAAUUACUCUCUGAGCUGAAUUCCAUGGAAAAAUCGUUUGCUGACCUCUUCAAACGAUCUGAGAAACGGAAAGAGGCCAUAGAAGGAUUUCAAAAGAAUGAAGAGGCUCUGAAGAAGUGUGUUGAAGACUAUGCUGCCCGAGCUAAGAAGGAAGAGCAAAGGUACCAGGCCCUGAAAGCACAUGCAGAAGAAAAGCUAUGCCAAGCUAAUAAAGAGAUCGCUGAAGUAAGCAGCAAAGCGAAAGCAGAAGUGAUGGCACUGCAGGCUGCAUUGCGCAAGGAACAAGUGAGAGUCCAGUCACUGGAGAGGCUUAUGGAGCAGAAGGUGAAGGAAAAUGACGAACUCACAAAAAUCUGUGACGACUUGAUUUCGAGGAUGGAGAAAAAGUAAAUCUGUUCUAAUAUGCAUUGUAAAUAGUUCUUUUUGUUUAAUUAAAAUGAAAGUGUUUUUAAAAAA
Molecule: messenger RNA, 2487 nt
Organism: Heteronotia binoei (common prickly gecko)
Lineage: Eukaryota; Metazoa; Chordata; Lepidosauria; Squamata; Gekkonidae
Gene: TACC3
Product: transforming acidic coiled-coil containing protein 3
Exons: 17
Coding region: 1-2421 (806 amino acids)
Biological process (GO): cerebral cortex development; mitotic spindle organization; cell population proliferation
Cellular component (GO): cytoplasm
Source: RefSeq, a predicted model, not a curated record